AUGGCAGUAUACAAAGUAAAGCUUGAUCAAGGAGUGGUUCCUACCAAAGACACUCUGAUUCAACUCGGUGACAGUAUUAAUGUCUAUCCUAUUGCUAUUGGUACAUGGCAAUGGGGUGAUAAGCAUGGCAAGUUUUUCUGGGGAUGGACUCCUGAGGCAGAGAAAGAUGCCAAGGAGGCGUUUGAUGCUGCACACAAACUCGGUGUUCCAUUUUAUGACACAGCUGAGGUGUAUGGUGAUGGAGAGUCGGAAAAGGAACUAUCUCGGUUCCGUAAAGUCUAUUCUGCUGAAGAACAAGAAAAGCAGAUCAUUGCCACCAAGUUCUUUCCGCACCAACACCGCACCCAGUUCCCUGCCGUUCUGUUUUCUGCCCUAAAGGAUUCCUUGGACAGAAUUGGGAUCCACAAGGUAGAUCUUUACCAGAUCCAUGCUCCCAUCCACCCGGCUGCAAUUGAAGUUGUCGCUGAUGCUUUGGCCGAUGCUUUUGAUGCCGGACUCGUCAAGAGUGUGGGAGUGUCAAACUAUGGCUUGGGUGAAAUUGAGCGGAUGCACGCAGCCUUGAAAAAGAGAGGGAUCCAGCUGGCAUCUAAUCAGGUCUCAUUCUCUCUUGUGCGCACUAUUCCUGAAAAGGAUGGCUUGAUCAAGCUGUGUCAUGAUCUUGGUGUUGGUAUCUUGGCCUAUUCACCUAUUGGUAUGGGAAUUCUGAGUGGAAAGUAUCGUGUGAAUGAUCCAGCACCGGUUGGUCGUGAAAAGGUAUUCGAUAGCCUGGAGAAAGGACAGCUACAGAAUCUUUUGGAUAGCCUAAAGAGACUGGCCGAAAAAUAUGACAGACCCCAGAGUGCGAUUGCUCUGAACUGGUGUAUUGCAAAGGGUACAAUUCCAUUAGGAGGAGCCAGAAAUGCUAGCCAGGUUGAGCAGAAUGUUCUUGCACUUGGGUUUAUCUUGUCACCAGAAGAUGUUGCCGAAUUGGAUAGAUUUUCGUUCAAGGGUGUGAAUAAUGACAGCUGGAAGCACGGAUAA
Messenger RNA from Phycomyces blakesleeanus NRRL 1555(-), 1020 nucleotides. RefSeq lists its product as hypothetical. Gene Ontology annotation, cellular component: cytoplasm. Lineage: Eukaryota; Fungi; Mucoromycota; Mucoromycetes; Mucorales; Phycomycetaceae. The record is from RefSeq and is a predicted model, not a curated record. The transcript is spliced from 6 exons. The coding region runs from base 1 to 1020 and encodes 339 amino acids.